Messenger RNA from Aphanomyces invadans, 1262 nucleotides. RefSeq lists its product as hypothetical. Gene Ontology annotation, biological process: DNA repair; reciprocal meiotic recombination; DNA strand invasion. Bases 41 to 1147 code for a protein of 368 amino acids. Gene Ontology annotation, molecular function: ATP binding; ATP-dependent DNA damage sensor activity; double-stranded DNA binding. NCBI's taxonomy places the organism in Eukaryota, Oomycota, Saprolegniomycetes, Saprolegniales, Verrucalvaceae. The record is from RefSeq and is a predicted model, not a curated record. The transcript is spliced from 13 exons. Gene Ontology annotation, cellular component: condensed nuclear chromosome.
UGCGAUACGGGAAAGCAAGCGCUGCACUGAAGCCGACACAAUGAGCGUCCAAGUAAAGAAAGAGAAAGCGACCAAGAAGUCGAUGGCAAAAUCAAUCGCCAAGGAGGCGUCCCCCGUCCAAGAACCUGCAGUCGUCAGCGACGACGAAGGAAAUGACGAUGAUUCUACGCUAUCAUAUGAACGUAUUGAGGUUCUUCAAGAUGCUGGAAUAAAUGCAACAGACAUUGCAAAGCUCAAAGAUGAUGGGUUUGCAACUGUGGGCCAGUUGUUUCAGGUGUCAACGAAGCGCCUUUUGCAAGUCAAGGGUGUAAGUGAAGCCAAAGCGGAAAAAUUGAUUCAAGCUGCAAGAAAGAUCAUCGGUGAAAAGAGCGGUUUUAUUGCUGCCAGUACACUCCUUAUCAACAACAAGCAAAAGUACUACAUUACAACUGGUUCAAAGCAAUUUGACAUGCUCCUUGGGGGUGGAAUUGAGACUAUGUCAGUGACAGAGGUCCACGGAGAGUUUCGAACAGGGAAGACACAAUUAUGUCACACUCUUUGUGUCACGGCACAAUUGCCCCGUUCCCAAGGCGGGGGGGCUGGAAAAGUAGCCAUUGUUGACACUGAAGGCUCUUUUCGACCACAACGUGUAGCAGAAAUUGCCAAGACACGAUACGAUUUAGAAGCAAAAGAUGUCUUGGACAACAUCAUCGUUGCUAGGGCACACAGUCACGAUGCACAAAUGGACAUGGUUUUGAAGCUCGGGGUUUUGUUUGCAGAUCCUGACCGUGGUCCAUUUCGCCUUCUCGUCAUUGACUCGAUCACCGCAUUAUUUCGAACCGAUUUUUCUGGGCGUGGAGAGCUGAGCGAACGGCAACAACGAUUGAAUGUGCACCUGCAACGACUUGUCAAACAUGCCGAGGAAUUCAACAUCGCAGUCCUUGUUGUCAACCAAGUUAUGGCUGAUCCUGGUGCAAACGCUAUGUUUGGGCCUGUAUUGAAACCUGUCGGUGGUCAUGUCAUCUCUCAUGCAUGCCACACCCGAGUUUUGAUGAAAAAAGGUCGGGGCGACAACCGAAUUUGCAAAGUCAUUGACAGCCCAUGCAUGCCAGAGGCUGAAUGCACUGUCCAGCUUGCUGCUGGUGGCAUAUGCGAUGCCGAUGAAUAGCUAGCUCAUGGUUUCUCUAUUCAAAAUGUCCACGUGAUAUCGACGACAAAAUCGGAAAAUGUCGAAAUAUUACUCAUGCAAGGGGCUAUUUUAACGAAUUCCUUGUCCUUCUCGA